Molecule: messenger RNA, 2362 nt
Organism: Fukomys damarensis (Damara mole-rat)
Lineage: Eukaryota; Metazoa; Chordata; Mammalia; Rodentia; Bathyergidae
Gene: Fermt3
Product: fermitin family member 3
Exons: 15
Coding region: 147-2027 (626 amino acids)
Biological process (GO): integrin activation; integrin-mediated signaling pathway; regulation of cell-cell adhesion mediated by integrin
Cellular component (GO): cell-substrate junction
Molecular function (GO): integrin binding
Source: RefSeq, a predicted model, not a curated record
GCUGCCCUCUGAAGAAGCUCAGAAAGAAAGCAGAGGCGAGGAAGCAGUCAAGGUCUGCAGGUGUGUAGCCUGAGGCCAGGAGUGGCUGGCACUUCCCACCACCCGCAGCCCCAGUCCUUGGCAGGCCAGCAGAAGCAGCUGCAGCCAUGGCAGGGAUGAAGACGGCCACCGGGGACUACAUCGACUCAUCCUGGGAGCUACGGGUGUUUGUGGGUGAGGAGGACCCGGAGGCCGAGUCGGUCACCCUCCGAGUCACCGGGGAGUCACACAUUGGCGGUGUGCUCCUGAAGAUCGUGGAGGAGAUCAAUCGCAAGCAGGACUGGUCGGACCACGCCAUUUGGUGGGAGCAGAAGAGGCAGUGGCUGCUGCAGACACACUGGACGCUGGACAAGUAUGGGAUCCUGGCUGAUGCCCGCCUCUUCUUCGGGCCGCAGCACCGGCCAGUCACCCUGCGGCUGCCCAACCGCCGUGCACUGUGCCUGCGUGCCAGCUUUUCCAAGCCCCUCUUCAAGGCCGUGGCCGACAUCUGCCGCCUCCUCAGUAUCCGGCACCCUGAGGAGCUGUCUCUGCUGCGGGCUCCUGUGAAGAAGGAGAAGAAGAAGAAAGAGAAGGAGCCAGAGGAAGAGGUGUUCGACCUGACCAAGGUCGUCCUGGCUGGGCUGCUGCAGCGCCUGCCUCGGCCUGGCUCCCUGGCCGACAAGACGCAGCCGCACAGCAGGUGGCUGGACUCGUCUCGGUGCCUCAUGCAGCAGGGCGUCAAGGCCGGGGACACACUCUGGCUGCGCUUCAAGUACUACAGCUUCUUCGACUUGGAUCCCAAGGUCGACCCAGUGCGGCUGACACAGCUGUACGAGCAGGCGCGCUGGGACCUGCUGCUGGAAGAAAUCGACUGCACUGAGGAGGAGAUGAUGGUGUUUGCAGCCCUGCAGUACCACAUCAACAAGUUGUCACAGAGCGGGGAAGCUGGCGAAGUGGCUGGCACGGACCCGGGGCUGGAUGACCUGGACGCGGCCCUGAACAACCUGGAAGUGAAGCUGGAGGGCUCGGCACCCACAGAUGUGCUGGACAGCCUCACCACCAUCCCAGAGCUCAAGGACCAUCUCCGAAUCUUUCGGCCCCGAAAGCUGACCCUGAAGGGCUACCGCCAGCACUGGGUGGUAUUCAAGGAGACCACACUGUCCUACUACAAGAGCCAGGAUGAGGCCCCAGGGGACCCUAUUCAGCAGCUCAACCUCAAAGGGUGCGAGGUGGUCCCAGACGUCAAUGUCUCCAGCCAGAAGUUCUGCAUCAAACUCCUAGUGCCCUCACCCGAGGGCAUGAGUGAGAUCUACCUGCGGUGCCAGGAUGAGCAGCAGUAUGCACACUGGAUGGCCGGCUGCCGACUGGCCUCCAAGGGCCGCACCAUGGCGGAUAGCAGCUACACCAGCGAGGUGCAGGCCAUCCUUGCCUUCCUCAGCCUGCAGCGGGCAGGAGGUGGGGGCUCAGGCAACCAUACUCAGGGUCCUGAUGCCUCCACUGAGGGCCUCAAUCCUUACGGCCUUGUCGCCCCCCGCUUCCAGCGAAAGUUCAAGGCCAAGCAGCUCACCCCGAGGAUCCUGGAGGCCCACCAGAAUGUGGCCCAGCUCUCACUGACCGAGGCCCAGCUGCGUUUCAUCCAGGCCUGGCAGUCGUUGCCCGAUUUUGGCAUCUCCUACUUCAUGGUCAGGUUCAAGGGCAGCAAAAAAGAUGAAAUCCUGGGUAUCGCCAACAACCGACUGAUCCGAGUCGACUUGGCUGUGGGUGACGUGGUCAAGACCUGGCGCUUCAGCAACAUGAGGCAGUGGAAUGUCAACUGGGACAUCCGGCAGGUAGCCAUCGAGUUUGAUGAGCACAUCAACGUGGCCUUCAGCUGUGUGUCUGCCAGCUGUCGAAUCGUGCAUGAGUACAUCGGGGGCUACAUUUUCCUGUCAACGCGGGAGCGGGCCCGUGGGGAGGAACUGGAUGAGGACCUCUUUUUGCAGCUCACAGGUGGCCACGAAGCCUUCUAAGGACAGUGUGUCUACCCAUGCCCUGCUCACCAUCAGCCACAGCCACUGCCGUGCCCACUGGCUGCACUACCCCACCCCCACUCCAGGCAAGCUUCGAGCUGGGCACUUUCACCUGUCACUGGCAGACCAGCUCUGGCUGGGGCAGAUUCUGGCAUCAUGCAGGCUGGAGGGGAGAGGUGGGCCUGAGCUCGUACACAGCCCCCUUUCCCUGUUCGUACGGCCAAGGCCAACACCCCUGACCUAUGCGUGGCACAGCUCCCUGAGCAUACAAGGAAGAGGAAGAGGCAGAGGAUGAGAAAUCCUAGUGUUGUUUUUUUUGUACUGAGGAUUGAACU